GAGGAAUUGAGUAGCUUGAACAGAAAGUUGAUUCACAUCACUUGACAAAGGCCUCAUGGAGCCAGAAGACUUAGAAAUAUGUCCUUAUGACCCAAACCACAGGAUGCCAGCCAGCAGGUUACAGUACCAUCUGGCAUCAUGUAGAAAGAAAAAUCCGAAGAUAGCUAAAAAGAUGGCUAACUGCAAAUAUAAUGCUUGCCAUGUGGUCCCAAUCAAAAGGCUCAAGGAACAUGAGGCUAACUGUGUCAAUAGAACUGCUAUAGAUGAUGAGCCAUUUAACCUUCCAAAGUUUCUCUCUCCAAGUUUGGAACCAAAUGAAAAACUUUCUAAUACUGCCAAUCAGAUCCUUGACCCUGAUGUCUGGAACAUAGAUAACACCCAUCAUUCUCCUUCAUUUGUUCUUAAGACAUUUGCUCCAAAAAUGCUGGUCUGUGAAAGUGAUUCAAGAGACAUAAAAAAAGAGACUAUGGAUGGCAAACAUCCUAACAACUAUAAGUCCUGGAGAAAAGUUUCACCCCCGCAAGGCCACUAUCGUUCUGGAGAUGAGAAUGGGCUGAAAGACGACAAUGGCCCGAGGACGGGGAGCCUGAAGAGUGAGAAGUGGCCAACGCGCGCGGCAGCCGGGGAGGCCUGGGAGGCCUGGGAGGCCUGGCGCAAGGAAGACACACUCCUGCGGAGCUGA
Messenger RNA from Leptonychotes weddellii (Weddell seal), 682 nucleotides. NCBI's taxonomy places the organism in Eukaryota, Metazoa, Chordata, Mammalia, Carnivora, Phocidae. The record is from RefSeq and is a predicted model, not a curated record.